Ophidiomyces ophidiicola is the source of this 876-nucleotide messenger RNA. RefSeq lists its product as uncharacterized. Lineage: Eukaryota; Fungi; Ascomycota; Eurotiomycetes; Onygenales; Onygenaceae. The coding region runs from base 1 to 876 and encodes 291 amino acids. The transcript has a single exon. The record is from RefSeq and is a predicted model, not a curated record.
AUGGCUUCAAUACUCGCACUUCUAGCCAUUUCGCUUUCCGUAUGCGUCCACGCUGCCCCAACAAACGCACCUCCGAGCACACCUUCACCAUCCGCGGGCACACCACCUCCUACUGUUAACGUCAAUCCUGAGCCCAAACUCACCCCGGAGUUGAAAGCUGCUAGGCACAAAAGGGAAGAGCUAAAAAAGAUAUUUCAGAUUGACUUAAAAAACCCACCAUUUGUGUCAACUGAGAAAGACUGGCAGUCAACAUGCUUUGCUUAUUGGGGUCUCUGCCCAGGUGGCGCUGGCUUCUUUUACAAACAUCGGCUGAUGGAGAUUUCGAAUGUAGAAAUUCUCUAUACAGCUGUCACUGAAGGAGAAACAAUCAACACAGGCAAUGAGACCACUAACCUCAAAACCAUAAAAUCUACAUGGGUCACGGCAGGCCGCACCCAGGGUUGGAGCAUUGAAGCAAGACUUUCAGGGAACAUUGGUGGUGAUAAGGGUGGUGCAAAGUUGGAGGUCUCUGCUUCAUACUCAGAUGUCAAAACGGAGUCAAAGACGGAGAUUGUUUCAGCAGAGAUGGCCAUGCCCUGCCCAGCCAACCAUAUGUGCGCAAUUGCAACCUGGACUUUCUUUGCAAAGGUUACUGGUUCAUGUAAGCCUGUGCCGUGGGUGCACUGCGGAUACGAGCGAAAUAUGUGCGACCUCAACCAUACUCCUGGCGGCGGCUUCUAUCCGCCUUUUUGGUCUGGCUGCCAGCAAUUCCUAGGGCAAGCCCUGCGCUGCGAUUGGAAGAGUCCUAGGGUGGAUUGUGAGGCCACUCUGCCGAUAUUUGACCAGUCCGGAAAACCAAUUGCACCCUUGGUGACGCUACAGAACCAGAUCAUCUGA